This is a messenger RNA of Apaloderma vittatum (bar-tailed trogon), 1839 nucleotides long. It is a transcript of the gene TBC1D24, whose product is annotated as TBC1 domain family, member 24. The coding region runs from base 71 to 1756 and encodes 561 amino acids. Lineage: Eukaryota; Metazoa; Chordata; Aves; Trogoniformes; Trogonidae. The record is from RefSeq and is a predicted model, not a curated record. The transcript has 7 exons.
CUGCAAGCCAGUUAAUGACCAAAUAAGGUCUCCAUUCUCAUGACUGAUAUGCUGUGCUUCUCCUGGAGCCAUGGAUGAGUACAGCCGCUUUGUGGAUUGGGACAAAAUGGAUGUUACUGCCCAGAGCCAGGAUGCGAAGGAGCUCACGUGCACGGAGUUCCAGGAGCUCAAGCAGCUGGCCCGGCAGGGCUACUGGGCCAAGAACCACUCUCUGAGAGCCAAAGUGUACCACAAACUGAUCAGCAACAUCCCAUGCCGCACGGUGACCCCGGAUGCGAACGUGUACCGGGACAUUGUUGUGAAGAUUGUCGGAAAACGGAGCAGUAGCUCCCUUCCGCUGCCAGAGUUUGUGGAUAACAGCCUGGUGCCCACGUACUGCUUGAAUGCCGAAGGCAUCGGGGCGGUCAGGAAGAUUAUAUUGUGCAUCGCAAACCAGUUCCCAGACAUAUCGUUUUGCCCGGCGCUGCCUUCUGUGAUAGCUCUGCUCCUCCACUACAGCAAAGACGAGGCGGAGUGCUUUGAGCAGGUUUGUCGCAUCCUGGCUUGCAACGACCCCUCGAAGCGGCUCAUCGAUCAGACCUUCUUGGCUUUUGAGUCCUCCUGCAUGACCUUCGGUGACCUGGUCAACAAGUACUGUCAGGCAGCCCAUAAGCUGAUGGUGGCGGUGUCCGAGGACGUGCUGGAGGUUUAUUCCGACUGGCAACGGUGGCUCUUCGGCGAACUGCCCAUGGCGUACGUCGCGCGGGUCUUUGACGUGUUUCUGGUGGAGGGCUACAAAGUUCUGUACCGCGUUGCGCUGGCUCUCCUGAAGUUUUUUCACAAAGUCCGGCAUGGGCAGCCCAUGGAGUCCGACAGCGUGCAGCAGGACAUCCGAGCUUUCGUGAGAGACAUCGCCAAGUCGGUGUCUCCCGAGAGGCUUCUGGAAAAAGCCUUCGCGAUCCGCCUUUUCUCACGGAAGGAGAUCCAGCUUCUGCAGAUGGCCAACGAGAAGGCUCUGCAGCAGAAAGGCAUCACGGUCAAACAGAAAAGUCUUGCAACUCCCAAAAGGCAGAAUGUGCACUUAGCGGUUCAUGCAGAAAACUUCAAGUCUGAAAUUGUCAGCGUCAAAGAAAUGCGAGAUAUCUGGUCGUGGAUCCCAGAGCGAUUUGCACUUUGCCAGCCCCUCUUGCUUUUCACCACUUUGGAACACGGUUGUAGCCUGAGCAGGUUCUAUUCUCACAGCGAGGGGCACGAACCAACUCUUCUCCUCAUCAAGACCACAGCGAAAGAGGUCUGCGGUGCUUACCUCUCAACCGACUGGAGCGAGCGCCGGCGAGGAGGCAACAAGCUGAGUUUCUUUGGAACUGGGGAGUGCUUUGUAUUUAGGCUGCAGCCAGAAGUGGAACGCUACGAGUGGGUGAUCAUAAAACACCCAGAGCUGGCCACCGCUGGGACGGAGCCGGAAAAUCACACCUCGCCAGCCUCCAGCACCCUCUCAUCCGGUGGUGCCCCCUCAGACCCCUCGGAUCGCCUCUCUCCCUUCUUAGCGGCUCGACACUUCAACUUGCCUUCCAAAACAGCCUCCAUGUUCAUGGCUGGCAGCAGCGAGUGCGUCAUCAUAGGAGGCGGCGAUGGCCAGGCUCUUUACCUCGAUGCAGAUCUGAACCACGGCAGAACCAGCCACUGCAAUACUUUCAAUAAUCAGCCGUUGUGCUCUGAAAGCUUCCAGAUCUCUGUCCUGGAGGUGUGGGGCUUCAGGGACACGAUGAAUGGGUGAUGUGCCCAUCGUUAAUCAAUUAGUUUUUCACUUGCCCUAGGAUUCCCAAGGCAAAUUCUAAUGCAGGAGCCAAGUUAGAACAU